GGGUCGCUCUGCCCCCGGAGCUCAGCCCCGUGUUGACCCGGUAAUGAACGACCUGCCGGGGUGGACGGGUCGGGGUCACCGGGCUCCAACAUGGCGUGGAGGAGCUGCUCCGUCCUGCUCAGACUGACCGGAGAAGAUGUUUUACGGAGCUCCGUGAGGGCCGGCAGGUGGCCUCACAGCCUCCAGCACAGAUGUGGCUUCAGAAAAGCCGCCAGAAAACCAGAACCCAGGAAGGUGGAGGAGGACCUGCCCCCCCCACACACAGAGUCCUCCGAGGUCCCGGUCCAACGCCGGACCUCACCCUCCUCCCCCUCCCCCUCCACCCACAGGGCCCAGCAGGCUCCGCCCAGCCCCCCCCGCGCCUUCAGUCGCCUCUUCAGACCGCUGGUGUUCACUGUGGGGUUUACAGGCUGCUCCUUCGGCUCGGCGGCCAUCUGGCAGUACGAGUCCGUCAAGUCCCAGGUGAGGAACUUCUUCAACGACAUCAGAGCCGACUGGAUGGAGAAGAUGCACCCGCCCAAACGAGGAGACGUCCGCAGACAGAUCAACCAAUGGUGGAGCAGCCUGAGCGAGGGUCAGAGGACGAUCACAGGGAUCAUUGCUGCUAACGCCGUAGUGUUCUGCUGUUGGAGGAUACCGUCUCUGCAGCGCACCAUGCUCAGAUACUUCACCUCCAACCCGACCUCCAAGACUCUCUGCUCUCCAAUGCUUCUCUCCACCUUCAGCCACUUCUCUUUCUUCCACAUGGCCGCCAACAUGUACGUCCUCUGGAGCUUCUCCACCAGCGCCGUCUCCAUGCUGGGCAGAGAGCAGUUCCUGGCCGUCUACCUGUCUGCAGGUGUCAUCUCUACGUUCGUCAGUUAUGUGAGUAAGAUGGUCACAGGGAGGUUCGGUCCGUCUCUGGGAGCGUCUGGAGCCAUCAUGACCAUCUUGGCCGCCGUUUGCACCAAAAUGCCCGACGCCAAACUGGCCAUCAUCUUCCUCCCUAUGUUCACCUUCACCGCCGCCAACGCGCUGAAGGCCAUCAUCGCCAUGGAUACGGCCGGUCUGGUUCUGGGCUGGACGUUUUUCGACCACGCCGCUCAUUUAGGAGGAGCCAUGUUUGGAAUCUGGUACGUCCUGUUCGGUCACGAGUUGAUCUGGAAGAACCGAGAACCUUUCGUCAAACUGUGGCACGACUGGAGGACUCGAGGAGGACCAGGAGGAGGAGGAGACCAAGGAGGAUCCAUGUAAGACUGGGACUGACGGAGGGUCGGGAUAAAACCAUGUAAAGAUGUAUAAAUGUACAGAGAACAGGACGACAGCAGGUGGGACGGUUCAGGUGGACUCACCUGGAUUUAAAAUAAUGACUCAUGUCUGUAUUUAUAAAAAACUGAUCCAGAUUUUUGUCUUUUCUGCUCACAUGUUGUCUCUGUGUAGAGAAGUCAUCACAGCUGGGACUGAAAGUGAUUAUUUAAUGAUUAUUUGGCCAAUUAAAGAGAUGAUAAGUCAGCGGUAGAUCCCAGAGUCCAAACAAAACCCCAAACCCCAGAUCCCAGAGUCCAAACAAAACCUCAAAGAGUUUAUAAAGAAAAACCAGAGAACAGGUCAUCCUCGCUCUGGAAUUUUAAUCUUAAGAAUCGAUUGUUGUUGUUUCUUGUUGUUAUUGAUUAAUCAGUGAUUGAAAACUCUAAUGAGACGUGCACAUUUUCUACAGUAGAGCUCAGAGUUUGUAGAGCUGUGUGCAGAGAAACAUGUAAAAUAAGAUUUAAAUAAAACAGUGUAUCUGAUUCAGAAUAAUUUUUCUGUUUUGAUAUGAAGCUGCUGACUGAUGGUUAUAAAGGAGGUUGAUCUGCGCUGUCAGAGGAAUAUAUUUACGUUGUACCACAUUGAUAAGUACAGAUGAACAGGCUAGCUAGCUUACAUUAGCAUAUCAGAUUUACUGGCUAGCUAGCUUACAUUUAGCAUAUCCUAUUUAGCGGCUAGCUAACGACUGUAUAAAGACAUGUAGAUGCACUUUUUGCUGGUUAAACUUUAACUAAGCUGUAAAAUAACAUCCACAGAGGUGAUUAAAAUGGUGUCAUGAAGGCAAGAACAAUCACUGUCAUUACAAAACCAACAGCAACACAGGACCAGCCUGUGUCAGAAGAAGCUGAGGUUCAGUUCAGUUUUCAUAAAGUUAGAUUUAAAAUUUGUGAAACAUGACGUCAGUUUGAUAAACAGAAACUCUGAAGGUUAAAGUCCACAAACUGUCACACAGACAAACACUGAUGUUAAUGUGUGUGACUCAGACUGAACCUGAUGAUCACACAUUCAGUGUUUUUAAUUAUUACUGUGUCUGUUAGACUUAAUGUAGCAGAGAAAACAUUAAAGUCAAAGACUGAAUUCAGAAUAUAAGUCUGUAUCUGCUGUAUUUAAUCAGAUCCUUUGGUCUCCUCACAGUAAACUAAUCAAAGUCAAACUGCUGCAUUCAAAGUUGUACCUAUAAUAAAAGUCAAAUUAUA
Messenger RNA from Lates calcarifer (barramundi perch), 2483 nucleotides. It is a transcript of the gene parlb, whose product is annotated as presenilins-associated rhomboid-like protein, mitochondrial. Gene Ontology annotation, molecular function: serine-type endopeptidase activity. The transcript is spliced from 10 exons. Gene Ontology annotation, cellular component: membrane. Bases 91 to 1233 code for a protein of 380 amino acids. The record is from RefSeq and is a predicted model, not a curated record. Lineage: Eukaryota; Metazoa; Chordata; Actinopteri; Centropomidae.